Glossina fuscipes is the source of this 2414-nucleotide messenger RNA. RefSeq lists its product as uncharacterized. The transcript is spliced from 8 exons. Lineage: Eukaryota; Metazoa; Arthropoda; Insecta; Diptera; Glossinidae. Bases 1196 to 2227 code for a protein of 343 amino acids. The record is from RefSeq and is a predicted model, not a curated record.
AUUUUAUGAUAUACGUACAAUAUGUUCACCACACAAGACUUGGAAAAUGUGGUUUACCUCUUUAAUUAAUUUGAUAUAAUGUCUGACAUUAAUUGUGUAAAACACAGAAUGAAUUUGUAAUACACAUACGUGCAAACAUAUGAGCCAAGUGUUACAUGUAAUGGACACCUGACAACACAAAUGGUUGCCAAACCAAACAAUACUAUUAAUUACAAUAAAUUCUAUAAUAAAUUCAAAGAACUUUUUGUGGGAAAUUAUGUGCUAUAAUAUUCUAUUAUAAUUAAUAAAAUAUAAUAAUGUUACAACCAACAACGUAUACAACAUAAUCGAUAAAGAGAAAAAACAAAAACAAACUUUAAAUAUAAUGAUAAAUUUGCAAAAUUGUUAUAAAAGAGAAAAUCUAUUAUGUAAAUGGAGCUGAAACACAGAAAUAAAAAACAAAAUGUAAAAUAUUAUAACAAAGGGUGUACCCAGUUGAAAUGCAAAGUUUAAUUUUUUAUAAUAAAUACUUUUUAUUAUCCCUUUCUAAUCAGUUAGCUGUGCGUGACGCCCACCCGUAAUGCGUAAUAAUCUACACCAGAAGAUAUUUUUAUCAUUUUGUCAAGUCCUCUCAUUACGAUGACGCAUAUCGCUAAAGAGGGCGGCAUAGUUAGCUCGUUAAAAGGAGUAGAGAUGUGAACUUACUUUCCUGUGACUCGUAACAUCUGGCAAAUGAGGAAGACCCGCCGUUUGCCAGCUCUUCAGUUCAUAUCUAUCUUAUUUAAGUUGCAACUUAAUUGCUGUGAAACGUUAGAAAUAUUUUAAUAAAUUUCUAUAUUUCAUUGUACUCAGAACUAAAGUAGUGAACGUAAAACGUAAAGAGACUAAAACAAAAAGCCAAAAGCAAAGAAAAACGUAAUAAUAAUAAUAAUAAUAAUAAUAAUAGCAAAGUGUGUAAACGUGAUCCGUAGUAAAAUAGAGAAAAUUAAUGGAAAUUUUUGUGCAACCACAGCAAAAAAGAAAAAAAGUAAAUAAGAUUUCUCCUAUAACCGAUUCACCUUACAAUUAAAUGUUUAACCUUUGCUUUACCUUUAAACAACAAGUGAAAUGGAAAUGUUUGUGUAUGUUUUGUUGCUUGUCUGUUAAAGUUAAAAUUUUAUUAAGCAUUCCAUGAUUUAAGAGCAAACGAAACCGCCAAAGGUCACAGAGAGAAAUCAUGAGUUUUGAACACUGCUGCCCCCAUUAUCAGCACCAGCAUCAACAUCAACAUCAACAUCAACAUCAGUAUCAACAUAAUCAAAAGCAACCGCCAAACCAUUUUCAUCAGAACAAAUAUUCCGCUUCACCUUUACCCAAUCUACAGAAUAUUUGGUGUAUAAUACAUUUGAUAUUAUUUUUGAUAGAUAUAACCAAUUCACUAACCAUGACUGAGGUAAAAAUACCCAAUCAUAUAAUGCGUUUUAAGAGCGCUAUACUUGGUUGCCGUUACAAUCUCGAUGGCGAAUCUUUAUAUUCGGUGAAAUGGUAUAAAGAUGGUCAUGAAUUUUAUCGUUAUGUGCCACGAAAUAAGCCACCGGGACAGGCGUUCCCAUUGCCCGGCAUCAAUGUUGAUUUACGCAACUCAUCGGACACCCAGGUAAUGCUGCGACGCGUUACGCUGCAAUCAACCGGAGUCUAUAAAUGUGAAGUUUCCGGUGAGGCACCCGCCUUUAAUACAGUUUCCGAAUCUGAAACUAUGACUGUCGUAAUGACACCACAACGUGGUCCUCGGAUAACGGGCGGACAAUCACGCUAUCAAAUUGGCGAUGUUGUCAGGGUUAACUGCACCUCGUAUCCUUCGAAACCUGUUUGCCAUUUAAGCUGGCUUAUUAACGGUGAGCCAUCCAAUCGUUCAUAUCUCAAAUACUACGAUAACAUCGUGUAUGGCCGCGAAGGUCUCGAAGUGGCCAUAUUAGGCUUGGAAUUCCGUGUCAGGGGCUAUCAUUUUAAGAAUGGUGAUAUGAAAUUGAAGUGUGUAGCCAAAAUUUCUUCCCUUUAUUUUCAAAGUCGUGAAGAAAGUGUAGAAUCGGAUCGUCCUCAACGUGCUCCUGCUUUAGAAUCACGGGAGACAGUGGCUGCUAAACCCAGAGCUCAAGGUUCAUCAAAUGGCGGAAAUCUAUUGCAAACUUCCAAUUAUCAAUUACUAAUAAUAAUUAUAUGCUUAAUGUUGACAAGUAGUGGGAAAUUCCUCAUGUACAUACCCAGAUAACUACAUUAGUAAAUACAUAGUUACUUAUAUAGAAAGUGAAUGAUGAAGGAAGAUAUGAAAAAUAGAAAAAAAAAAAAACACUAAUUGAAAUGACUUUCGAAUAAAGUGGAAUUGGAAAAUUAUAGAAACUCUGACACAAACAGCAUUAAAGCAUUUAAACGGAACAUAUCCUAUGCCAAAAAAAAAA